Messenger RNA from Ipomoea triloba (trilobed morning glory), 1403 nucleotides. RefSeq names its product putative late blight resistance protein homolog R1A-3. The record is from RefSeq and is a predicted model, not a curated record. Lineage: Eukaryota; Viridiplantae; Streptophyta; Magnoliopsida; Solanales; Convolvulaceae. The transcript is spliced from 3 exons. Gene Ontology annotation, biological process: protein folding. Gene Ontology annotation, molecular function: alpha-tubulin binding. The coding region runs from base 92 to 1294 and encodes 400 amino acids.
UGUGUUAUUAGAAGAUGUGGCUUAUGGUUAUUUGGAAGAACUUAUUUUAAAUAGUCUUCUCUUAAUAGACAAUCAAAGUUUUGAUGGAAAAAUGAAGACAUGUAGGAUGCAUAGUGCCUUGCAUAGUUUUUGCAUAAGAGAAGCUCAGAAAGAGGGUAUUUUCUGUGCAGUAAAUAUUAGGAAAUACCCAACAGGAUUACCCUUGAAAAUGUUUGCAAAUUCGUGUCGUUGGCUAAGUUUAUACUCACAUAAUUUUGACUAUUAUGUGCUCUGUAGAGAAAACAACUCUCGCUCCAUCUUAUUCUUUCAUGAAAAUCCAGAAAUGUUUAUAUCUUUUAGGCUGUUAAGAGUGUUGGCUUUUGUUCCAUCUUCAUUCCUUCAAAGAGAGCCCAUGCAUUUAUCAUAUUUAGUUUUUCUAAGAUACCUAUCUGUAACACAGUGGUUUGAGGGUCUGGAUUGUAUAGUGUCAACUAAUUUGAAUUUGCAAACACUUGUUGUUUCUGGUAAUGAAUCACAACUUGGAGCACCUACUAUCCAUCUACCAUGUGAAAUUUGGGACUUACCGCUAUUGAGGCAUCUUGAACUUGGUAAUAUGUAUGCCUUAGAUCCUCCAUUCCAGAUGAAGAAAAGAAAGAAUUUACAAGCAUUAUCUUGGGCAAGUCCAACUCUUUACAAAAAGGAAACAUACCGCAAUUUUCCAUUGCUAAGAAAACUAAAAGUUUUUUAUAGAGGUGGAUCUUGCAGCAAUAAUAAUCCCCUUAUUUUGGAUAGUAUUUACUAUUUGAAAAAGCUUGAGAAGCUAACAAUUUCAGUUUUGGUUGGCUGCACUAUAACUUUUCCAGAACAGUGUAUGUUUCCUUUAAAACUGAAGAAGUUAGGGUUGAGUGGGACUAAUCUUUGUAGCCGGGAUUUAAGUGUAAUUAGCAUGAUGCCCCAACUUGAGGUGCUGAAGCUGGAAAAUGCGAUACAUGGAAACAUAUGGGAAGUAGAUAAAGGAGGAUUCAAUAAGUUGAGAUUCUUGCUCAUCGAAGAUAGAAAUCUCAAGCAGUUGAGGACUUAUUUAAGUUGUUUUAAAUGUCUCGAGCGCCUGGUCCUAAGGUCAUGUUGUUGUUUUGAAGAAAUCCCUUGGUUUCUUGCGUUUCACUUGCAGUCAAUUAAGUUGGAGCGAUGUCACCCUUCUGUUAUUGAAGCUGCUAUGCAAAUUCGAGAAGCAGGACAGAAAAUUUUAAAGCGUUGGAUUGAGAUCAUAAUUCGAGGAGCUGAAUAUGAUGAGUCACAAAAUACACAUAUAUAAUGGAAGUUGUAGAAGACAUAGAGGCCGGGGAAUAAGUCUGCUCCUUGGCUCACUGGACAAAUGAUCACUAUGGAUGGGGGCAAAACCGCCAAUGCCUUUUAGUUAUCCA